AUUAUUUUAUUAUAGAUGCGCUGGCAUGCCGCGUUGAUAGAAUCACAUGAAACCGACGGGGAAUUGACCGCCUAGAUUGUAGUGGGAACUUGCGUAAUUAAUCAGCUAGAAAGAAACUAAUAAACCAACACGUUAAUCAGAAGUAACGAGUAGACUCUUGCCUGGGGUUUUGCUCGCACUCGAUCCACGCGGCUACCAUUCAUCCGAGAAUCGAUUGGAGAUGGGUUUGUGGACAGGAGCUUGCUUGGCCCUUUGCUGCUUCUUGCUGUGCUGCCAAGCCUCAGGAUCGCAGGGGCCGAUGAGGAGACUCUCCCAAGUUAAAGCUCCUUGCCCAUUUGAUUUCGGGACCGUCAACUAUACCAGUAUCACGAGCGUAUGCAAGUCGCCAUACCCGCAAAAGCCCUGCUGCGACUCUUUCAUCGCACUCACCUGUAGGUACAUCACUUAUUUCAACGAUCAAAACACCACUUGCGCGGACGAGAUGUUUGCGUACCUCAACAAUGCCGGGGCUUACCCGGGUGGCCUCUUUGCCAAUCUCUGCGUCGCCGGCCCAGAGGGCCUGCCUUGUCCCGCCGCUCCAGCUCCUCUCCCGUCGCCAGCUCUCAUGCUUCACAGCAGCAGGGCCUUCCUCUUGCUGCUCAAUCUCGUCUGGUUGCUCGUUCCCGCGGUAUGAUGGUCAAGUUCCUCUUUCCUUCUGGUUGCCAUUCUUUUGUAGUUUAACUUCGAUUGAUCACUACUUCGUUACUUGGUUUUUUGUAGUUCCACUUCCAUAACCAAUAUCUUGUUUUGUUCA
Molecule: messenger RNA, 793 nt
Organism: Selaginella moellendorffii
Lineage: Eukaryota; Viridiplantae; Streptophyta; Lycopodiopsida; Selaginellales; Selaginellaceae
Product: GPI-anchored protein LLG2
Exons: 3
Coding region: 221-673 (150 amino acids)
Source: RefSeq, a predicted model, not a curated record